AAGCCAAGUAUAGAUCUACAUGAAUGCACAAAUUAUGCUGUAAUGCAUUGCUCUUUCUUUUUUCCCUCCUUAAAAAUUAUAUUUCCCUCUCUAUCUAUUGAAAAUGAUCCCUAUUGCUACUGAUUAUUCGUGGUUGCUACAGUUUUCCUGUUAAAUACUAUAUAUGAUAUGAAACCCAGACAAUGUUUCCUGGUUCCUAUAACAUAAAAGGAGCUUCAAGUGGCAGUUGAACUCAGAAAAAUCAUCAGUGCAGAUAGCUACAUUAUAGUCACAAGCAACUCAUCAUCUUAAAUUCUUCAAGACUUGAAAAUGUCUUUCUUGUUUGGCUUUUAUUUCCUCCUUCUGUCAUUGGCAUCAAUCAGUUUAUCUUUGCCAAUAUAUCAUGACACAGUCCUCCAAGAAGCACCAAAGGAAGCACCAUCAGUAUCUCCAUAUGUUCUAUCUCUUUAUGAGUCCUUUGCUGCUGAAUCUGAACAACAAGAAGAAUAUCAGUAUAAUAUUCUUAGGUCAUUUGAGAGAAGUACACAAUUUAGAGGUUGCAAAGAUUCUAAGUACACCUUUACCUUUAACAUGUCCUCAAUACCUAAGGAAGAAGACAUCUCAAAGGCAAUAUUCAGAGUUUACGUAAAUAUUUCCACUUCUUUCUCUUCAUCACAAGGUAGUGCCCAAAUAACUCUUACCUCAAACGAUUCUAAGCUCUAUACAAAAGUCAUCACACCCAAUGAAUCGCAGUUUGUUGAUUUCCCAGUUCAGCAGCAUAUACAGGACUGGCUGAAGAACGGGCAGUUAAAGUACCUUGUUAACUUGGGUGUUACAAUUGAUUUAGCUAAUGGACCAUUGGAAUGCUACAACAAAGAUAUGAACAUUGUCUAUGACAACACACAUGAUAAUACUCAGCCUUCACUUGUUGUCUAUUCUUAUGAUGGCAAUGAGAACCUGGAUGAACUGAAUAAAGCUAUCAGCAUCAUCCAAAGUACAGAAAAGAAUGCCAAUCAAAGAAAUACACGCUCCUCUGGUACAUCAAAUGGAGAGUGCCGUAAAUCAGAACUUACGAUUACAAAGGAACAGUUAGGACAAGUAUUGGGUGAGCAAAUUCUAUUUCCUGACUUUUUCCCGUUAAAUGUCUGUGGAGGGUGGUGUCCGUCCAAUAAGUACAUGAAGCAACUCAACUCUAUCAUACUGUAUCACUUAUUAGCUACUCCUAGCGAAAAUGGUGAAAACCAUAUAGCCAACAAAUCCAAGUACUCAAAGUGUUGUGUGCCUACAAAAUACACAAAUGUUACUCGUGCAGUAAUUGGAAUCAAUGGAAGUAUCUAUAAGAAGGCCCCUAUCACAGCACAAGAGUGUAGUUGUGUCUAUACUUAUAGUCAGGAAAGCUGAGGAUCUGUGCUCUUUUGGACAAUAAAAUAAUUUCUAUCUCAUUCUUGUAGAGUAAUGUAUUAUGACGGCUUUAUUAUAAUUUGUAUACAUAUAUAGUUUUAUUCAAUUUCUA
Amphimedon queenslandica is the source of this 1492-nucleotide messenger RNA. RefSeq names its product bone morphogenetic protein 4-like. The transcript is spliced from 2 exons. The coding region runs from base 310 to 1380 and encodes 356 amino acids. The record is from RefSeq and is a predicted model, not a curated record. Gene Ontology annotation, molecular function: growth factor activity; cytokine activity. Gene Ontology annotation, cellular component: extracellular region. NCBI's taxonomy places the organism in Eukaryota, Metazoa, Porifera, Demospongiae, Haplosclerida, Niphatidae.